Molecule: messenger RNA, 3492 nt
Organism: Parastagonospora nodorum SN15
Lineage: Eukaryota; Fungi; Ascomycota; Dothideomycetes; Pleosporales; Phaeosphaeriaceae
Exons: 3
Coding region: 1-3492 (1163 amino acids)
Molecular function (GO): DNA binding
Source: RefSeq, a predicted model, not a curated record
AUGGCAUACCGCGGUCGUUCUCCAGUCACGAGCGACUUCGAUGUUCGCAGCAACGACUCCAGCCCCGACCCAUUGGCCAUGUCCUUCGAUGAAAACAAAGCAAAGUCAGCACGCAAAGCAACACCGCGAAGACCGCUAGGCUCCACAUCUCCAAGCAAGCAGAACCGACGAGGAGGCGUCUCUGAAUUCGAAUUCUCGUCCCCAUCCAAGGCCAUGGUCAUGAACACCCCCAGGAUGGGCAGCGCAAGCCCGUGGCGGAUCAAGGUCACCGUCCAUGCCGAACCAGGAAGUGACGACGAGAACGCGCAGUCACCGAGCGUCAAGCGCGUGACAACGAGAACACAGACCACGACUGUCCCUUUGAAGGACCCUGACGCGUCCUCGCCUGUCAAGCGUGGCCGCGGUCGACCAAGGAAGUCCGACGUGGGAGCGACUCCCAAACUUAAGCGAGCUGGAACGCCAAAGAAACGGGCGGCAAGAUCAAAGUCACGAGAUCUAAGCACGGGGGCCACAGAUGCGAAUGCGGCAGAUGUAGACACGGAUGCCCCGCCUAAGAGGAGGAGAGGACGGCCAAGGAAGAACGCACAGCCCCCCGUAGAGGACGAAGACAUCAUCAUGGAGGCACUUCAGAUCCAUGACGAGCCAUCACCGGAAGCGACACCUAUUCCUACAGCAAAGUCUAAGCCAUCAACAUCACAGAAGAGCACACGAUUUGCGACUCCGCUGGCAUCUGUCCCAGAUAUUGAGACCACAGAUGCGACCCCACAACCACCCAGCUCCGCUCUUCCACAGGACAAGAAGCAGAACGACACACGUCUCACGCUACCAGCCGACCGUCGCAGAAGGGGUUUCCUGCCAGAGUAUGAACUACCAGUCAUUGACACACCUCCGCGAACAGAGCUGGGAGAUAGACUACGCGCUCGCAAGAACACGCCACAUGCCAAGAAAGCCGUGACCAUCUCGUCGGAUGAAGAAUCAGACCAAGACAGCGAUGUUCUUACCCCAACUAGCGGAGAAGAUGACAACGGUGCCGACGAAGAGAUGGAGGAUCCGUUCGCCACUGCAGGCGCACCGGAAGAAACGCGCGCUGUGGUCGAGCACGAAUCGAACUCGGUCGAUGCAUAUCCUGAAAUUGAAGGCCCUGUUGCGUGCGGAGAAAUGCUUUCUGAUCAGCCAACUGAGGAUGACGAAGAAGAGCUUCAGGAUGCCACCAAUUUUGCCUUUGAUGAGGGAACCACUCGCAUGCCAGACGAUACCACAGUGAUGGACAGCGAGAACUUCAGCAUGAUCUCAGUCGAGUCACUACCCCAUAGUGGCGGUCUCACCAGCCCACCAAAGGCCGAAGUGAACAGCAAGCCCACGCCUCAAAGUGGCUCUAUGCUUAGGCACGAGUAUCUGGAGCCAUCUAUGAGCGUCACUUCUCCUCCGAAAGCCCAACAAGUCUCGGCUCCAUCACCAAAACUGUUGAACGUGUCGUCUAGUCUACAGCCAAACACAGGCCUGUCGCGUCCGGCAUUCAGACGCUUUGUAACGCCAGUCAUCGACGCUGCAAUCCCUUCUGCGCCGCCUGAACCUGCGCCGGUCCAGGUGGCACCACCCAAAGCCGAGACUCCGGGACUCGGCCGUGUGGUGACCGCGGGCGUUGCCCUGCAAGGAGUCUUGGACCCCAGUCGUCUCACACCCGAGCCUUCGCAGAAGAUGCUGGAUGACAAACGCGACAGGCUGGACGACCUCUUCCGUGGCUUCAGCGACAGUACUCGCAAAGAGCUGCAAGCAGGUCUUCGUCUAGGUGAACAGCUUGCCCAAGGCCAGGAGGAAGGACAGUCGUCUCGAGAUCACUCUAGUCCUAUCAAGCCAAAUGCAGAGCCGGAGACUGCACCCAAAGGCGUCUUCAAGUCGAAGCGAAAGCAUCGCGAGCCACGCCUUCUUACACCGGAAGACCAUGACGAUUUUGUCGUUACAGAGGAUGUUGAGGCCGAAGGCAACGACGUCCAGUACCCAAUACUUGACACUACGACGGAGAAGUCGCUACCCAGCCCAGCAAGGAGCGAAAACGAGAUGAGCUGGCAGCUUGAUUCUCCACCUGCGGCGAAUAUCAACUCUGAGCGUCGGCACUCUGUUGCGAUGGAGGAUCAGCCUGAGCAAUCUCACGGGAGCGCACAGAUCCAGUCUGUAGCUCAUGCGGUCACUCAGGUGCACGAAGAAGACUAUGGCGAUAUUUGGCAGGAGGAAGCCAGCCGAUCGUCUAACUCCGCUGGAACCGACAACGUCCCGCAGGUACAAGAUCUCUUUGAGCCGGGUCCUGUCGCGCCGGCUCGUGGCAAGCUCCCUCGCACCUUGUAUAGCGAUGAGGCAGAGUCGCCACAGCAGCACGCUCCAGUACAGAAGGAGCUUGUCGAAGACGAACAUGAGGAGAAUGAAGUGGACGAUGAUGAAGAUAUGUCCGAGGAAGAUGAUCCUGUUAGUGAUGGUAGCGACGAUACUGGCAUGUUCUUCCAAUCCAACAUGCCCAACAUCUUUAGCAAAAGGCACUCGCGCGACCUAAAACAAAGGAAAACAGAAAAGUUGGAUCUGACGCUACUCAUGAAUGAGGCAUCUAGCAUCCGGCGCGUGCGCAAUGAAGCGGACGGAUAUCUGGAAGCCUACGAAGCACAAGAACGCAGCUUGAACGAGAUCGAGGAGGUGACGGAACUCAGCCGGACUCAUAUCAGCAAAGUUGCGUCAAGUCCACCGCGGAUGAAGAUGCUGUCACCUGUACGCAAGAGGGUUCCACUUUUCCAACCGGCACCAGCAAAGCCUAUCGAGAGUCUACGAAGGGACAAUGAAAGCGAAUCAACCACAGAGACCGCAAGUAGCUCCCUUUCGGUACAGCAGCCCUCUGCUGUUGCUGCACAACCUGAGGCACCACAACAGCGACCAACAGUCCUCACCCGCAUGACGUCGUCACUGUGGUCCACCGUCACCCGACAGGACAAAGUCGUCAAGCCCCAUCCCAUCCUCUCAAAGCUCAGCCCACUUCCCAAGGUUGAGCCUUGGACUAAAACACAUUACAAGACUCUGGACAGGCUAUACGCUAUCAACCAGAAGCACUUGGCCCUGUUCUCACCCAACAUCACUCCCCCCACCCCUCUGUCCCAGACCAACGCCCACUUACUUCAAAAGUUCCUCAACAAAAACAAACAACCUUACGUCGGCGCCGUCUUCGCCGCAUGGGGCUACGAAUUCGACAUGACCGAGGAAUUGGUGGUGCUGUGUCAGGUGUUCUGCGAACUCAUGAGCUUGGAUAGCGUGAAGGCGUAUGAGACGCUAAAGGGCAGGGAGAUCGAAAUGGGCGACUGCUUGCCUGGUAAGGCGGGUGACUUGAUCGAUGCGGAGGAGGUUAUGAGGAGACUUGCGACGGUGAUUCUGGGCGAGGAGGUCCGGGUAGAUGAGAAGGAGGGCGUCAAGAUCGAUCGGACGCGGGGAUUGGAGAUUCGCUGGCCGCAGCAAUGA